Girardinichthys multiradiatus is the source of this 3262-nucleotide messenger RNA. Its product is annotated as beta-1,4-galactosyltransferase 1-like. The record is from RefSeq and is a predicted model, not a curated record. Gene Ontology annotation, molecular function: cytoskeletal protein binding; beta-N-acetylglucosaminylglycopeptide beta-1,4-galactosyltransferase activity. Gene Ontology annotation, biological process: protein N-linked glycosylation; carbohydrate metabolic process. The coding region runs from base 781 to 1833 and encodes 350 amino acids. NCBI's taxonomy places the organism in Eukaryota, Metazoa, Chordata, Actinopteri, Cyprinodontiformes, Goodeidae. The transcript has 2 exons.
AGUUGCUGUAAGAGGAAAUACCGUCAAUCCUUUUCUGUUCAGCGUUGGGCUGUCCUGUCCUCUUAGUUGUGUUGGGGCCUGCCUUUUUCUUACAGAAUUGACAAGUAAGCAGACUGGAUCACAUGGACUGCUACUUUCUUCAGGUAGCCGAACAGAAAUAUAUCCAUCUGAGGCUCAAGCUGAAAAUGCCUGACAGAUUUUUCUAUGAGGGCUUUCCGAAGGCAUUUGACAUGGCCUGCUGAGAACUCAGCACCAUUAAUUACGCACCAGUAGAGGGCACACACUGACAGCAUAACACCUUUAAAGGUUUGUCAAUGUAUUAUUAUUAUUAUUGCUGCUCCAUUGAGUAUUUUUCUUUCCUUUUUUUCCCAGUGAAGUGUUCUUUGUAAUCAAGCAAUUGCUCCCACCAGACUUUUUGUUUCUGAUUAAUUUUUGUGGUAACAUACACCUUAAAGAAAUUAAUACAAUUGCUCUAAUUGUCAAAUAUAAAAUGAUAUUCAUGAUAAUCAUCACUAAACUAAUCUGCUUCUUAGAUUUUAACCUUGAAAAAGGGUUAUGCUGAUUUAAACUUUAAAGCUUUAAACCUUAUGGUAAUUACACACAGGCGUGAAGCCAAACCUCAACAGUCGAGUUAAACGAGGAAGUUGAUCAAAGGAAAAAAAAAACAGAUCUGGUUACUCGUGUUUUUAGAAGAGGUUUGCUUUGCAAAGAGAAAUACAGGAAGCAAAGUUGUGAAAGGUCAAUUUUGCAUGCAAGCGCUGAACGUCGAGGAUUUUAAAAAUGAUGAUUAAACUCGUGGCUUUUUUGUUGCUUUUGGUCCUCCUCAGCAUUUUGUUUUACGGUGGAGUUUUAUACCACAGCAAAAAGGUUUAUCCUAAUGUUGUUGCUGUUCCUCACGGUGUGGUAAAUGAAAACAAAAAAGAAUUUUCCUGGAAGUUUGUGGACACUUUACAGGUGACUGAACUCAGCCAUGAAUCCAAUGUGAUCCCAGACAAUUCAAAUGUGCCUUUGGAGUUGUGCCCUGAAACCCCACCAGAACUUGUGGGUACUCUCCAUGUGGAGUUUAAUUCUAAACGGUCAUUGGAGGAGGUCAAAGAGCAAGUUGGAUCUUCUCUUCAGGCAGGAGGACGUUACAAGCCACCUGACUGUAUCUCCCAACAGAAGGUGGCAAUCAUCGUCCCAUUCCGAAAUCGACAUGAGCACCUAAUGCAUUGGCUUUAUUACAUACAUCCCAUCCUGAUUCGACAGCAGUUGGAGUAUGGUGUGUAUGUCAUCAACCAGGAUGGGGAAGGAGUGUUCAACCGAGCUAAACUGAUGAAUGUGGGAUACCUAGAAGCAAUGAAGGAAUACGAUUAUGAGUGCUUCGUCUUCUCUGACGUUGACCUGGUGCCCCUCGAUGACCGUAACUUGUACAAAUGCUUUGAGAAUCCAAGACAUUUGGCUGUGGCCAUGGACAAGUUUAACUUCCAUCUACCCUACCAGACCUACUUUGGUGGGGUCUCCUCAAUGUCGAAGCAACAGUUCUUAAAAAUAAAUGGCUGUCCAAACACAUACUGGGGCUGGGGCGGUGAGGACGAUGACAUUUACAGGCGAAUCAUCUACCGUGGAAUGUCUAUUUCUAGACCAGAUGGAAUGACUGGGAAGUACAAGAUGGUCAGACAUGAAAGAGACAAACAUAACGAGCCGAAUCCAAAAAAUCCUGACAAACUUCAUAAAACUAAGGAGACAAUGGAUAAAGAUGGGUUAAAUUCCCUCAAUUACACAGUGAAGGAGAUCGUAAAGGAUAUAUUGUUUACUUUUAUUACUGUGGAUAUUCAAGCUCCUGAGAGUUGAUGGAAAACACAGAUCACAGACUGACUGUAGUUUCAGGUUUAUUGGGAGAUCUGUAAUACUCAAAUAUUUGUGAAGCUGUUGUGUUUGAUGCAAUUUAAAUAGCCUUGAUUGGCUGGUUGUUUAGAUGAAGGUGUAUGUUGUAUGGAAAUGUUUUCUGUAUGCAUGAACAUGUCCCAGUUAGCUAUUAAGUUAGUGUCUAUAAACUUUGUGACUAUGAUUGUGAAAAUUUUAAUUGCCGUCAGAUUAAGCUGUUUUUUUUUUUUAUUCAUAAAAAAGAGUUAGGACAGUUUGUGGCUGUCUGACAACUGACAACUGGUUUCUGUAAUGAUUCAUUUCUAUGCGAUUUAUGAAACUGGUAAACUUUUCAAACCAAAGAUGGUCAGUACAGAAAUGAGCCCCUGUCAUUGAGAAGAAUUUUGUUGUUUUUCUUUGUUACAUUCCUUAUUCUGAAUGUAUAGGUUUUGAUUUAUACUGCAAAUAUAAAUUAAUAUUUAAUAACUUUUCCUUUUUGUAGUUUGGCAUCAGUUACAGUUAUGUAUUCUGAUCAGAUGACUUGAAUUAGAAAUGUAUAUUACCUGUUAAAGGUAGCAUAACAACAAGAACAGUCUGUAUCUCAAAUAACAUAAGCCAUUGUAUCACUUGGUCAUUAUUAUCAGUGUUGGGUGUUACUUCAAAAACUUAAUUAGUUAUAGUUGCUAGUUACUUCUCCCAAAAAGUAAUUGAGUUAGUAACUGAGUUAUAAAAGUAACUAGUUAACAGGGAAAGCAUCUAUCGCGUUACUUUUUUUAAGUUUAAAUAUGUCUACAAGUUUAGAUUUUUUUCUAAGGUUUCACAAGCCAGUUGCAUAAAGUGGAAUUACAUAGACAAGUAGCCUACUUACACCAAACUUUUAAUAUUUAAUAUUUACCUGUAUGUUCUUGCCUUUUACCACAUGGAGAAUAAAGUAGUGUCUGUAAUUCCACUUGCCUGAGCAGCACUGCCAUGUGCAUUUGUGGUUUAUGUGUAAACUGAACACUGCCUCUGACUGGCUUAAAAUGAAAGCUCGCUCUACCUUAGCCAAUCAUCAUCACUUAUGCAAUUGUCUCGCCCCUUGCUCCUCCAUACACCAAAGAAAAAAAAGCUUAGCUCCUCUGGCUGUGAGCCACAACAGAUGACAGAAGCUUGAAUAAGUAGCUUUAGUUUAUAAUGUGCCCAAUUUAAAUGUCAGUAACACUAACAGUGUUGUAACGCUGAAAAAAGUAAUUCGUUUGAUUACUCGUUACUGAAAAAAGUAAUGCCGUUUAUUUUAACCCCGUUAUUCCCAUCACUGAUUAAUAUAUAAUCUUAUAGGAUUAUUUUGGAUCUCUUGAAGUGAGGGUCUGUGAAGAUUUUGGUAUCAAUAUCUAUUUGUAGCUUGUCGAAAAAUAAAUAAAUCCUCAAAGGUGGUCAA